This is a messenger RNA of Hydra vulgaris (swiftwater hydra), 933 nucleotides long. The record is from RefSeq and is a predicted model, not a curated record. Lineage: Eukaryota; Metazoa; Cnidaria; Hydrozoa; Anthoathecata; Hydridae.
AUGGCACAAGAUUUUAAAAUUGCUCGUCCAUUAGAAUACUACAAAGAGUUUCUUAAAGAAAAUAUUCGACCUGACGGACGUGCAUUAGAUGAAUAUAGAAAAACUAUUGUUAAUAUAAAUUCCAUCAAAACAGCUUCAGGUUCAGGAUUGGUAAGAAUAGGAAACACAAUUGUUGUAUGUGGCAUAAAAGCUGAGCUUGCUGAACCAUCUGUAGAAAAAACUAAUGAAGGAUAUUUUGGUAUUAUAUUACCAAAUGUUGAUCUACCAGCGCUAUGUUCCCAUGAGUUUCGUCCAGGUCCUCCAAGCGAUCAGGCUCAAGCUAUGAGUCAACUUGUUGCUGAAACUGUAGAAAACUGCAAACUAAUAAAUCUCAAGAAACUUUGCAUCAAAGAAAAAAAGCUAUGCUGGGUUAUAUAUGCUGACAUUAUUUGUAUUAGCCAUGAUGGCAACUUGAUUGAUGCCAUUAUUGCAUCUUUAUAUAUUGCACUUCUAAACACAAAAUUGCCUGUUGUUACAAUCAAUGAAGAAACUGGUUCACCUGAAGCAUCACCAACAGAACAAUUUACUUUAGAACUUACUACAAGAUUAAGUUCUACAACUGUGGAAUUGAUUGAUAAUGAUAUAAAUUUUUGCAUUAUAUCGGCUUUUACAGAAUCUAAGAAUUUUACUGCCAUCGAUCUUAUAGUAUUAGGUGAAGUAGGGAGCCGGAAACCACUCUUUGAAAACAAAUACCGCAAAUCUGAAGAUGUGCAAAAACUAUUAAAUGUAAAGCCAUCUUUAGCAACCAUGCGCGAUACCAUUUUUUCCAUAGAAAGUGGUUGUAGUGUGAACGAAGACUCAGUGCGUACUUGUAUAAAAUACGCAAUCCAUCGUGCUGAAGAACUUGAUAGUUUAAUUCAUGAAGCUAGUGAAUGUAUUGAUAGGUCAAUAUAA